GCCCCUUCUCCCCAUAAAUCACAAAUUAGCGUCCAAAUUAAAAUAUCCUAAAUCUAUUAACAGAAUCCGUAGCUUUCGAUCUUUUCUAUGUGAGCGAACUGUCAAAGUGAGGCACGGCUGUUGUGAUGUACUUACUCUGAUACUCUCGGUCUCAUCGAUCUAUUUUAGAUAAGAUAUGAAGAUUGAAGCGAUAAGGUUUUGAAGAUCGACUCCCAGCCAACUAAAGUGCGGUCUUCUGUUUUUUUUUUUUUUGGAUGAAGGUGCGGUCUUCUGUUGAUAUAAGGAAUUUCAAUCUCUACUCCGCUCUGUUUCCAGGUUCAUUAGAAUUUUGCUUUUUAAUUGUUAGAUGGUAGACGGGAAGGAAGAGGGCAGGAGAGAUGGUUUGGUUACAGAGUUUGAAUUUCUUCUGCCGAAUGGUAUGGGGAGGGUGGUUAGAUCAGACACCAUCGUCCUCUCCAGGGAUACAAAUCAUCACCCGACGAAGGUGUACCGAAAUAGUUUCCUAAAAUCCGUGUAUGGCCGCCAAGAGCUUACAUUCACUUUCCUGACCUGCGGCAGUGGCGGCAGCAGCAGUGAGGAUGAGGGCAGGAUACUGGUGUACAAAGCAGCGAACACAGGAAGUAAUGAGUUAUAUGGAUUUGGUGGCUUUAUAUCUUGCCACUCAUCCGUUUCCAAGACCUUUUUUGCGCUGAAGGUUACUUCCAACCCAAAUUCCAUCCGACUACUGACGCGGGACUUGAGGCAGAACCUGCAAGUCCAGGCGGCGGACCCCUACCCAACUCACUUGAUGAGGGCGAUCCAAAAUUUCGUGGAUGAAAGCAGCGGCGAAUUCUGCAUUGCCAUCACCCCAUUUCCUGAACAUGGCUCUAUGAGGACCAUCAUGAAGCGGAUGAAUGGUGGCACGGGAGGGUUUCCCGAGGAUCUCAUCCUCUGUGCUUUGAGAACCGUUUUGCGAGGUCUGGCUCCUCUUCACGACCAAGGCAUUUUACACACAGACAUCAACGCGGGCCGCCUUUAUCUUGGCUAUGAUCACACCCUGGGCACCCCUGCAAUAUCCCUCGCCUUCAGAGCAGCAACUAUUGACAUUGUGGACGACGACAAUAGGACGACGACAUCUUCAUUCAAUGGUCUAAAUUAUUUGCCCAUGGCUUCCAUGUCUCACUGGGCUGCUGCACCCGAAGUUUAUUAUUGCCCGGCCUCAGCAGCGGCUGAUGUUUGGCUUGUGGGAAUAACUGCUUUGGAAUUGGCAUGUGGGGAAGCGCUCUUUAAAAUUGCAAAUAGGGAAGCCCUGGAGGCCAUCAUCAAGCACAUCCACCGCACACAUCAACUCCCUUCCCCUACGCCUUCUCACAGCAACGCUAGUAUUUUUCCCACAUCAUCAUCAGAUGCAUUACAUGAUGAUAAUGCCGCAUCACUGUCCUCUCCUGCACCCACAUCUAUUGAUCAUCAAACACACGGGAAGAAAGUGAAUUCGGUGUUGAAGCAUUUUGUUCGUACUCUGUUAUUAUCGGUACCCCGACCUGCUGCUGCACAUUCCCCCGUUCCAUUUUCAAAGAACUUCACGAAGAUGGUCAUUAAGUGCCUGGCUUGGGAUCCCAAAAAGAGGCCAACUGUUGCUGCGCUACUCUCCCAAAAAUUCUUCAAAACUGAAUUUCGCCAAGAUGAUUCCGCAUAUUUCUACGAUCAUGUGAAGAACUACCUCACCUAAGGUGAGCAUGCCGGCAUCCGAAAAUAAAUACUUAGAACUACAUGUUUACUUUAUGGGUUAGUAAACGCUGUUUAUUAAAACAGGUUUCACUAACCCGUUGUUUAAUAAGCGGUGUUUGUUAAAUGUAUGCUUAUUUCACGAGAAUGAUUAAACUUUAAAAUGUUUCUUACAAGUUUCUAGAAAAAAAAAUGUUUUUUACCGGUGGGCG
Messenger RNA from Cuscuta epithymum, 1916 nucleotides. NCBI's taxonomy places the organism in Eukaryota, Viridiplantae, Streptophyta, Magnoliopsida, Solanales, Convolvulaceae. The record is from the annotation of a GenBank genome assembly.